This is a messenger RNA of Adineta steineri, 588 nucleotides long. The record is from the annotation of a GenBank genome assembly. NCBI's taxonomy places the organism in Eukaryota, Metazoa, Rotifera, Eurotatoria, Adinetida, Adinetidae.
AUGUGGAAUGGUGAUCUUCUUAAAUAUGGUGCUAUACUUGAUGCAUUAAAAAGAAUAGAUUCAUUGGAAAACUUUUUCUCUCAAAUAGCUGUAACUUUUUUCAAAGAACGUCGUUCAAUAGCAUAUAUUGAUCCAUUUACCUUAUGUUUAAUUCAAAUACUUUUACAUAAUAUUCCAUGUGUGAAUUGUUCACUAUUUAUUGAAAAAUUCAUUGAAAUUAUUUAUAUACCUGGUUUCUGUUUUGAAACAAAUCAUGAUCCACUCAAUUGUCCAUCAAUAAUGAAUAUAAAAAAACUUUUAGCUUUAUCAUUUCAUUAUGGAUAUUUAACAAGAGAAAGUAUAAAUGAUAUUCGAACAAAGCAUUUUUCGAAGAUAUUAACAACACCGAUUCAAAAUUCGUUAACAUCGCAAGCAACCCUACAAAAAUUAUUUGAUACAUUAAUAAUAAAAUAUCAACAAAAUCCUGUAUCAUUAGCAUUUCUUUCAACUAGAAAAAUUCGUCAAUCAAUGAUCAAAGUUAAUCAAAAAAAUAUCGAACAAUUACAUCUCAAUACACAUUUGAAAAAUACGCUUUUAACAUCAAAAUAA